Molecule: messenger RNA, 2311 nt
Organism: Vombatus ursinus (common wombat)
Lineage: Eukaryota; Metazoa; Chordata; Mammalia; Diprotodontia; Vombatidae
Gene: PLAT
Product: plasminogen activator, tissue type
Exons: 15
Coding region: 202-1896 (564 amino acids)
Biological process (GO): smooth muscle cell migration; plasminogen activation
Cellular component (GO): extracellular region
Molecular function (GO): serine-type endopeptidase activity
Source: RefSeq, a predicted model, not a curated record
GGGAACUCACAGCUGAGAUUCAGCCACGAGCCUGCAACUUGGGAGAAAGCCCUUGGAGGGGUACAGAAGACAAGGAGAGAGCUGCCCCAAAGUGGAUGGGCUGUCUGUCAUUGGAGAUAGUGACUCCCCUUCCUUGAAGGUCUUCAAGUAAAGACCUGCUGACCACUUCUCAGGACUUGAAGGAAAUCAAAGAAGGGAAGUAUGAAAAUGACAGGAGAAUUCUUCGGUUUUCUGUUGUUAUAUGGAGUAAUCUCUCUCUCUAGCCAGGACCUUCACAACCGUUUUAAACGAGGAGCUAGAUCCUACACAGGUACCUGCAAAGAUGAAGAAACCCAGAUGGUUUACAAGAAAGGGCAAUCAUGGCUACGUCCUGCACUCAGAAGUAACCGGGUAGAAUUUUGCAGGUGUGAUAAUGGCUACCCCCGGUGUCACAGCACACCUGUCCAAACUUGCAGUGAGCCAAGGUGCUUCAAUGGUGGCAUUUGCAAGCAGGCCUUGUAUUUCUUCGAUUUUGUCUGCCAGUGUCCCAGAGGCUUUACAGGAAAACAAUGUGAAAUAGAUACUAAUGCAGAGUGCUACGAAGACAAGGGCUUCACCUACAGGGGGAUGUGGAGCACAAGUGAAAGUGGGGCUGAGUGUGCAAACUGGAGGCAGAGUGGCCUGUACUCCAAACAGUACAACGGGCAGAGGCCAAACGCCCUCAAGCUGGGACUUGGGAACCACAACUAUUGCAGGAACCCAGACAAAAGCUCCAAGCCCUGGUGUUACAUCUUCAAGGAUGGAUUUUAUAUCGGGGAGUACUGCAGCAUCCCGUCCUGCUCAAAGAGUCUCACUAACGAUUGCUUUACUGGAAAUGGCACAUUGUACCGGGGUAUUCAGAGCAGAACUGAAUCAGGCAAUUCUUGCCUGAAGUGGAAUUCCCCACGUCUGAUACUUAAAACUUACACAGCAUGGAAGAAGAAUGCACAUGACUUGGGCCUGGGCAGUCAUAAUUUUUGCCGGAAUCCAGACAAUGACAGAAAACCCUGGUGCUACGUGCUGAAGGACAACCUGGAGACAUGGGAAUACUGUGAUGUGCCCAAAUGCUCUACUUGUGGCCUGCGGCAGUAUAAAGAAAGCCAAUUUCGAAUUAAAGGAGGCUUCUUCGCUGACAUCACCUCUCAUCCUUGGCAGGCUGCCAUCACGACCUUGGACAGGAGAUCCCCUGGGAAAACACAUUUUCUGUGUGGAGGAAUACUGAUUGACUCCUGCUGGGUUCUCUCUGCAGCCCACUGCUUUCAGGAGAGGUACAAAGUCCAUGAAAUUAGGGUGGUUCUAGGCAGCACCUACCGGGAGAAGAAAGAAGAGGAUGAACAAGUGUUUGAAGUGGAAAAAUACAUCAUCCAUGAAAAAUUUGUUUCAGAGACUUUUGACAAUGACAUUGCUCUCUUGCAUCUGAAACCUAAAGCUGACUCAUUACAAUGUGCCCAGGAAACCAAGUCUGUGCGGACCGUCUGCCUUCCUGAUGCAGGCCUGCAACUGGCUGACUGGACAGAAUGUGAGCUGUCUGGCUACGGCAAACACGAGGAGAAUUCUCCCUUCUACUCUGAGAGACUGAAGGAGGGCCACGUCCGUCUGUACCCAUCCAGCCGCUGCACGUCACGGCACCUGUUUAAUAAAACAGUCACAGAGAACAUGCUCUGUGCCGGGGACACGAGAAGUGGCGGGAAGGAAGGAAACUUACACGAUGCCUGCCAGGGUGACUCAGGAGGUCCUCUUGUGUGUAUGAAGGACAAUCGUAUGCAUCUGAUUGGCAUCAUCAGCUGGGGCAUAGGAUGUGGAGAGAAAGAUGUUCCAGGUGUAUACACCAAGGUUAUCAAUUACCUCAAGUGGAUCGAGGACAAGAGGAGGCUGUGAACAAUUUUUAAAAAACUGCAAUUGUCCUCAUUAUCUAAUGGUCUCCCACCUACUUCCCUCUCAGAUGAAGCACUGAAAAGACUAAGGUGCAGCUUUUUUUUUUUUAAUCAGAUUUCUCCAUAAACUGUCAGACAAUGAGAAUAGGAGAGAAAAAGGGAGAAGGAGUGAGCAUAUAUAUUUUUAAGGUACUUUUCCGCUUUGGAAGUUAUCAGGAGUUAAAGUUUGGUUUUAAUUUGUAAUCUGUCAGGAGGAUACACAGAAAGAUAAAUUGCAAUCACCCUGGGGAAAUACCACCACCUAGGGACAGACAGACAGACAGACAAGCAGACGGGAAGACGGGGAGAAGAAAAAAAGCCAAGCAUGAGGUUAGAAAAAUGAGACCACAAAGAUAAAAACAAUAUCACCAUAAUGAGAA